Arachis duranensis is the source of this 1773-nucleotide messenger RNA. RefSeq names its product 1-acyl-sn-glycerol-3-phosphate acyltransferase BAT2, chloroplastic. The coding region runs from base 1 to 1521 and encodes 506 amino acids. The transcript is spliced from 8 exons. Gene Ontology annotation, biological process: phosphatidic acid biosynthetic process. The record is from RefSeq and is a predicted model, not a curated record. Gene Ontology annotation, molecular function: 1-acylglycerol-3-phosphate O-acyltransferase activity. Lineage: Eukaryota; Viridiplantae; Streptophyta; Magnoliopsida; Fabales; Fabaceae.
AUGUUUCUGGCGUGGAGAAAUGUGUCGCGGAGGAGGAAGUGGCGUGUAGGAGAAGCGCAGCGACGAGGAGGAGCUUGUCGCGAAGAAGGAAGCAGUGAUGAGGAUGAGCGCAGCGCGGAAGAAGCGCCACUGUCCAGAGCUUCUCUCAUCGACCUCCUGCUCUUCCCUCACUCCCUCACUUCCGUCCAACCACGGCCUGCUACCGUCGCGUCGCAACUUCCAACUUCGAACAGCCACCGCCUGCUCCCUCACUUCCCUUCCAUCGCGCAGCAAACGUCGCAAACUUCCUUCCCUCCAUCGCGCAACCCCCCCUUCUUCCCCCAAUCAUUCGUGCACUCCCUCGGGACCUCUGAAGCAAAGCAAAACCCUAGCCCUUCAUCGCCGCCGCCGUCCCCAGGCCUCAGCGCUGCCGCUGCUUCCUCUUCCUCGUGUCGUUUUCAUCUUCGCUGGCUUCUCCGCACGGAACCCAGUCACAGAUUUAAGAUCAAAGGUUGCAUUUAUCUCGCUAUUCUACCUCUGGAGAAUAAGAAAGUUACUAGCAGGUUGUGUACAUAUAAACGACCAACUUAUGAUCAUCGAGUUUUGAGGACUUCACUUAGUUAUGCCCAAAGAAGAUUGGUAUGCAUACCCAGGAAGCACCGAAAUGCUUUGUGGGUAUCUUUUUGUCCCAACGAGGAGUUAUGUAGGCCUCAUUGUAGUUGCAAUUUGCGCUAUCAGAAUAAACAUGCCAGAGACACGGUUGCAAGAUGCGAACUUGCAGCAGCGGGAGAUAGUCACUCAUUGUCAGCGAAUCUGAAAAUGGAAUCAAAAGUUAGGGGAGCUUGUUUUUAUGCUGUCACCGCCCUUUCCGCCGUAUUUCUUUUUGUGCUGAUGCUGGUUGGACAUCCAUUUGUACUACUAUUUGAUCGUCAACGAAGAAAAUUUCAUCAUUAUGUUGCCAAAGUCUGGGCUUCACUCACAGUUGCUCCAUUUUAUAGAAUAAAAUUUGAGGGGUUGGAGAAUCUGCCACCUCCUGAUACACCUGCUGUGUAUGUUUCCAAUCAUCAGAGUUUCCUUGACAUAUAUACUCUUCUCACUCUAGGAAGAAGCUUUAAAUUCAUAAGCAAGACUGGGAUAUUUCUCUUUCCGAUAAUUGGGUGGGCAAUGUUUCUUCUAGGCACCAUUCCUUUGAAGCGCAUGGAUAGCCGAAGCCAGAUGGAUUGUGUUAAACGAUGCAUGGAUCUUAUCAGGAAGGGAGCCUCAGUUUUUUUCUUUCCAGAGGGAACACGCAGUAAAGAUGGAAAACUAGGUGCUUUCAAGGUUUAUAUCUCAACUCAUAAAGGUGCCUUCAGUAUUGCUGCCAAGACAAAUGCACCAGUUGUACCAAUAACCCUUAUUGGAACUGGUCAAAUCAUGCCAGCUGGAAGAGAGGGUAUAGUAAACGUAGGUUGGGUCAAAGUUGUUAUUCAUAAACCUUUAGGUGGGAAAGACGCUGAAAUGUUGUGCAAAGAAGCUAGGACGACAAUCGCAAGUGUAUUGUAAUCACUCAAACCUGAGAGAUGCUAUGCAUGAGUUCUUUUUCAUUUCUUCCCUGUUACAUAACUCGGCAACUUCGAGGGGAAAAUCCCAUAGCCACAUUUGCAUUUGUGGGGUCAUGAAUUAGAAACUUUAAAAGAAAUUAAAGAGGGAUUGUCAUCCCUAAUGAGAGGAUUCUGAUCCCAACUAUAAUCCUAUGUUUUUUAUUUGAAAUCAUAGAAAAUUUAUAUUUUAUAGAAUAAUCUUUUUAUCACGCAA